Molecule: messenger RNA, 1770 nt
Organism: Xiphias gladius (swordfish)
Lineage: Eukaryota; Metazoa; Chordata; Actinopteri; Istiophoriformes; Xiphiidae
Gene: nicn1
Product: nicolin 1
Exons: 7
Coding region: 113-769 (218 amino acids)
Cellular component (GO): nucleoplasm
Source: RefSeq, a predicted model, not a curated record
CACAGAGUGUCUUUAGCAUGUCGACUUCCGCGACUUGGAGCAUUUCAGUCUCUACCCUUGCCUCCGCCCUGGACUUCUACUGACCGUCCCUCCUCCCUGCCGAAGAAAGAAGAUGAGUGGGAGCACUGAGGACGUCAAGGCUGUGACCUGCACAGUCAAACCUCCGGUCUACCUGCAGAUCGGAGACAUCAAAACAGACACAGCUCACUCCGGGAUUUGUGUCGUCGACGUCACCCUCCCCUUUGGAAAACCUGCCAGUAUUGAGGAGAUCACCUUUAAGAACUACUAUACAGCCUAUGUAACUGUGCGCUUGUUGAGGAGGAGCCCCGGGCAGGAGGCCCCUGCUAAGUGGUGCACCGCUCUGAGAGACCUGCCCCUGAUGGACAACCCCCAUACAGAGGCAGGCUCCCAAGACUACUACUCCAUUCACAGGACACAGAUGCAGGUGGAGCCAGAUCAUGUGGUGUCUGUGCGACUGAUCCUGAGACAGCCGUCCUCUGCCUGGCUAACCUUCAGCCUCGAAGAGAUCAAAAUAUACCCUCAUAUGGAGCCGGACCCAGACAAGGAGGUUUCUGAUUGGCUGUCUGACCUGACCCUGGUUGACCAACACCUUGACCUGGAGGGCCUCCCAGACCCCCAGACUGUAUCAUCCAGUAUCCAGCAAAUGUGGGCUCUGACUGAGGUGAUGCAGACCAACCAGACCACAGCCUCCAUUGGACGAUUUGAUGUGGAUGGAUGCUACGAUAUCAACUUGCUCUCCCUGACGUAACGUGGCCGUCAUGCGCUUGCGUGCACACGAAGCUCACUUUAUGGAAAACCGCAGUUCGGUAAUGGAAGGAAUAACGACGACCUUUAUAAAAAUACGAUAUCGUCUGCUUUGCUUUGGAUCCAUUAACAACAGUUAAGAGAAGAACAAAGAAAAAGUUUUACGUACAUGUUGCCAGAAUGGCUGCUUUUUUUUAUAUGACUGACUUAAGAGAGAACUAUCAUGAUUUAAUUUAUUUUGACACAGUUUUUUUUGUUAAUUUUCUGGUCAGAACACAACUCAAUCAGUGCCAGUGUCCCUGAAAGUACAGUCGUAACUGCACUUUCAUUUGUAUUGAUGUAAGUACGGUUAUUUAUUGAGCUAAAAAUUAACCUUAUCCAGCAACACCUCUCAAAUCCUGCAGUGUGAAACUGUAGUACUGUAAAUAGUAUUAUUGUGUGGUAUCGAUGGUUGGCAUUGAAACAACUGGACGACGUGUCCCUUUAAUUGGUGGACUUGUGUUUCGGUCCAGGAUGACGGGCUGCAGGAGGUUUUAAUGAGUCCCAUUCAUUGUGUAAACAAACUCUCCACCAUCAAGACUUUGAAUGUUUAAUCAUAUAGGUAACAAGGGGAACGUGUAGCAUAAUGUUUUUUUAAAUCUGCCCACAGUGAAACUCGUGGUGGCAGCAUCAGAUUAUUCAAGAGGUGUGCGUAUGCGCUGUUCUAUCUUUGUGAGGACCGAUUCUUUCAGUUCUUCGUAGGACUGUUGAUGUUAAAUGUUUAAUUUUUGGCCUGAGGUCUGGUUGCUGGAGGUUGAGAUCAGGGUAAGCCAUGUAGUCGUGAUAGUUAGGAUACAGGUCAGGAGCUGAGCCGUGCAUUGUGUCAGCGGGGGUCCUCACAAGUAUCGAAGUAAAACUGUGUUGCGUAUGUUAGAAUGUUUGAAUGAAAAGUGACAGAACUAGACCGAAGUGGACUUUCUGAAAAUGUUUUUAUAAGCCUGUACGGUUAUUUGCAGAUCCCGUUGC